UGGUUUGUGGGCUGCCGAUCAACAGCCGUGCAUCGAAGGCGCCAACCUGGAGGACAAGUAUAAUUUUUCUCAUUUGCAUUUCCACUGGACGGAUGGUGAUGGUAGUGAUGUCGUCAAUGAACACAUCGUCAACGGCCGAGGACACGAGUUGGAAAUGCAUUUAAUAUUUUUCAAAGGGUCGUGUAAAACAAUUGUUGAAGCUGGAUCAAUAAAAAAUGGUAUUGUAACGUUGGCAUAUUUAUUUGACGUCACAGAAAACCAACAUCAGGGCAUUGAUCACAUAACUACUCAUUUGAGUAAUGUACAAACGUUUGGAAAAACGUCUAGAAUACCCGUUUUUCCGUUAAGCCAUUUGAUUCAUAACCAACCAGUUGAGUACUUUACGUACUCUGGCCAAAUCGAUAUACGCGGAUGUAAGUGUGGCGUAACUCAGUGGAUAGUUUUCACUAAAACGAGUGAUGUUAAUCGUGAACAGAUGGAUCAGUUCCGUUGUAUGCUGAACAAACAGGGUCAUGCUAUCAAUAGUAACUAUCGAAAGGCCAACCCAGUGCCAGCCGGCAACAAUACACGUCCCUAUCUGGUAGUGUUGAACGGCUACCACAGUGACUCGACGGAUGGCGUUGUCGUGACGGCGGCGGUGGAGUCAGAAGCGGCGGUGCCGGUGGUGGAGUCAGAGGCGGGGGUUGAGUUAGAAGCUGUGGUGGAAUCAGAAGCAUUGGUGGAAUCAGAAGCAGUGGUGGAAUCAGAAGUAUUGGUGGAAUCAGAAGCAGUGGCGGAAUCAGAGGCGGGAGUUGAGGUAGCCAUGGUCCGAUCACGUUCCGGCGAACUAAGGCAGAUAUCAAGACGCCCAUCGUUGACUGUCGUCGCAUCUGUCGACGGCGGUAAUUCGCGCAGGCCCCUGUGCGUCAAGUCCACUAAGACGCAACUGUUGCGUCGUUCGUUCAACCUAAAUAAACUGUCGGUCCACAAUUACUGGCCACCGACUACGAAGCCGGUUGUCAUAAGCAACCACGGGCUGUUUGAACACGUGCAGAGGGCGACCGUUGUCAAAACCGAGAAAAAUAACUUGCAGCCGUCGUUGUCGUUAGUCAACGCGACCAGACCUUCGUGGAAGUAAAUGUCACGUUAUUAUAAUACGUACACCGCGCAUGUGUUACGUUCA
Messenger RNA from Rhopalosiphum padi (bird cherry-oat aphid), 1162 nucleotides. RefSeq lists its product as uncharacterized. The transcript is spliced from 4 exons. The record is from RefSeq and is a predicted model, not a curated record. NCBI's taxonomy places the organism in Eukaryota, Metazoa, Arthropoda, Insecta, Hemiptera, Aphididae. The coding region runs from base 155 to 1117 and encodes 320 amino acids.